This is a messenger RNA of Megalops cyprinoides (Indo-Pacific tarpon), 6852 nucleotides long. It is a transcript of the gene adgrb1a, whose product is annotated as adhesion G protein-coupled receptor B1a. Bases 820 to 5523 code for a protein of 1567 amino acids. Gene Ontology annotation, molecular function: G protein-coupled receptor activity. The transcript has 33 exons. Gene Ontology annotation, biological process: G protein-coupled receptor signaling pathway; negative regulation of angiogenesis; cell surface receptor signaling pathway. Gene Ontology annotation, cellular component: plasma membrane. The record is from RefSeq and is a predicted model, not a curated record. NCBI's taxonomy places the organism in Eukaryota, Metazoa, Chordata, Actinopteri, Elopiformes, Megalopidae.
CAGCGCAAAGACACACAGGCGAAGAGACUCCAAAGCCGGGAGUUAGAGUGUAGCCGAAAACCGCGCAAAAGAAACGGAAGAUUGACAGUCGCUGCCGCUUUGUCGCUUUACUGGAGCUUCAACAGAACCUAUAGGCGCAUUUUGGUUAUAGCCAGAAUAACUGGAGAUAAAAAGGCACCAUCGCUGCUGAAAAGUCUUGGAUUUUAAACGAACUAAAACGCUCUCACUUCAAGAAAAAUCAAAGAGUUACACGAAGAUUUUACGGACUGUUGUAUUUGGAUAGGAGUAUUUUAUUUCCGAGUAUUCGUGGAUGUUGAUUCAACUUGGAAUUGGUCCCUUCAAGCGGGUUUACAGCUUUUGUCUUUUGUAACUUUUCCCCCUCCAGCUUGAAUUUUAAUUCAAAUUGAUAUUUGCCUUACGCAUUGUCAUCUGAAGCCAACCACUUCUUUCUUGGUUAAAAUAUGAAACCGUCGAACUUGCUAUAAUCAAGCUUGUGGAAUUGUAUUUUGAUGGCGAGCGUGGAUCCAGGACAUAUGGAACUCCCAACUUUCUCAAGAUUCUUCUGAACAGUCACCUCUCAUGCAGCCAUGGCCUCAUCUCUGAGUCAGUGAAAUCUUACUUCCUUGGUACCAAUCCAUAAGCUAUCCCAGAGCUCCUCAGCACCUUCAGAUAAAUUCAGACCAACAAACUACAAGUCCAAGUGGAUGAGAGAAAGACAGAGAAGACAGAAAAGAGAAUAGCCCAACUCAGAGUGGAGUACAACUCCCCUCUCUUCUCCCACUGUCUUUCUCGGAUUCCAGGCAACCUCAGACCGCAACUAUGGCCAUUCUCAUCCUCACAAACUUGUUGCUGAGCUCUCUUCUCCUCUUGCCCCUUGCGAUGACCUCCGCAGUCCCUUACGGCCCUGCCUCCGACUCCUGUGUUACCCUGGUCCAGGGCCGCUUCUUCGGCUUCUUCUCCUCGUCCUCAGUCUUCCCCUCCACGCCCUGCUCCUGGACCCUGCAGAACCCCGACCCACGCCGGUACACAGUCUUCAUGAAGGUCACCAAGCCUGCCGAGUCCUGCCUGCCCCGCCAGCUCAAGACCUUCCAGUACGACUCCUUCCUGGAGACCACCCGCACCUACCUGGGCAUGGAGAGCUUCGACGAGGUGGUGAAGCUGUGCGACGCCUCCACCCGAGUGGCCUUCCUGCAGUCCAGCAAGCAGUUCCUCCAGAUGCGCAAGGUGAGCCCCCGCGACGGACUGGAGGCCAACGAUGGCGAUGGCGAGUUCAAGGCAGAGUACCUGGUGGUGGGCAACCGGAACCCCAGCAUGCCCGCCUGCCAGAUGCUGUGCCAGUGGUUGGAGGACUGCCUGUCCUCCAGCACCCCCGUCCGGCCCUGUGGCAUCAUGCAGACCCCCUGCCAGUGCUGGGAACCCCCCCAGCGCAAGCCCGACGGCUGCUUCCGAGGAGGCGUCUAUCUGGAGAACUGCAUUCCCAGCUUGAAGGACAAUGGACGUGACGCGGAGAUCAUUGGUGGCUGGAGCGGUUGGGGACGCUGGACAGAGUGUAGCAGUGACUGCGGGGGAGGGAUUCAGACGCGCAGCCGCACCUGCCACUCGGCCCCGGAGGAGUCUUACCUGUGCGAGGGUGUGCUAGAGGAGGGCCGGCCCUGCAACCCGCAGCCCUGCAUCGGCAAGGGGCGUCACCUCACCCGGAGCCAGUCCCUGCGUUCUGUGGACACCCGCAAGCGGGACGACGGGGACAAGCCUCGCUACGGACACCUGGCUCCCCAAACAGACUCGUCCUCGGCGGAGGAGUGGUCCCCCUGGAGCGUGUGCUCGGUCACCUGCGGCGAGGGCUGGCAGAGCCGCACGCGCUUCUGCAUCUCCUCCUCCUACAGCACGCAGUGCAGCGGCCCCCUCCGCGAGCAGAGGCCCUGCAACAACUCCGCCGUGUGUCCAGUGCACGGAGCCUGGGACGAGUGGUCGCCGUGGAGUCUCUGCUCGUCCACCUGCGGACGUGGCUACCGCGAGCGCACCCGCACCUGCAAGCCGCCCCAGUUCGGCGGGGACCCCUGCGACGGCCCCCCCAGGCAGACCAAGUUCUGCAACAUCGCCGUCUGCCCAGUGGAUGGAAUCUGGAACGAGUGGUCAAGCUGGAGCUCCUGCUCAGCGUCCUGCUCCAACGGGACCAUGCAACGCACCCGGGAGUGCAACGGGCCCUCCUACGGGGGCUCCGAGUGCCGCGGCGAGUGGCUGGAGACCCGGAACUGCUUCCUCGGGGAGUGCCCAGUGGAUGGGAAAUGGCAGGCAUGGAGCAUGUGGGGCAGCUGCACCAAAACAUGCGGAGGAGGCAGCCAGCAGAGGCAGAGGGUUUGCUACGGCCCCUUCUUCGGCGGGGAGCAGUGCCCAGGGGACCGUGAGGAGGUGCGGCGCUGCAACGAGAAGAGGUGUCCAGAACCCCACGAGAUCUGCGACGAGGAGAACUUUGCCAGUGUGGUGUGGAAGCAAACCCCCGCGGGGGAAACCGCUGCUGUGCGCUGCCCACCCAAUGCAUUCGGGCUGAUUUUACGCCGAUGCACCCUGGACUAUGAUGGCAUCGCCUACUGGGAGAAUCCAACCUACAUGAAGUGCAUUUCCAAUGACUAUCGUAGCAUCCAGACAUUGACUCGUGAGCAUCUAUCAAAGGCCCAGCGCGGAUUCAUGGGAGAUGGAGUUUCUGAGGUGCUGGAGAAGUUAAGAAGCACCUCCAGUGAUGGGACAAGCUAUAGUGGCGACCUCCUCGCCAUUGUGGACGUCCUGAAGAACAUGACUGAGAUCUUCCGCAGGUCCUACUACAACCCCAGCAAUGCGGAUAUACAGAACUUUGUCCAGUCUGUAAGCAACCUGCUCAUGGAGGAGAACAGGGAGAGGUGGGAGGAGACCCAGGUGCUGGGACCCAACAUCAAAGAGCUUUUCCGCCUGGUUGAGGACUUUGUGGAUGUGAUCGGUUUCCGAAUGAAGGACUUCCAGGACACUUACGAGGUCACGGAAAACCUAGUGCUAAGCAUCCACAAGCGACCGGCCUCUGGAGCCUCGGACAUAACCUUCCCUAUGAAGGGGUGGAAGGGGAUGGUGGACUGGGCAAGGAGCUCUGAGGACAGGGUCACCAUCUCACGAAACACGCUGUCCAUGGGCAAGCCAGACACAGAUGACUCCUCUGCGUUCGUGACCGGUAUCGUUCUCUACAGGAACCUGGGCAGCAUCCUCUCCCUGCAGAGAAACAGCACCGUGCUCAACUCCAAAGUGGUCUCAGUUACCAUCAAGCCCACCCCAAGCUUCCUGUCUGCCCCUGUGGAGAUUGAAUUCUCCCAUCUCUACAACGGCACCGUCAACCAGACCUGCAUUUCCUGGGAUGAGAGUGACAGCUCCUCGCUGCUCGGAUCCUGGUCGGCAAGAGGCUGCAGAGCGGUGCCCGUCGAUUCAUUCAGAACCAAAUGUGUGUGUGACAGACUAUCCAGCUUCGCCAUUUUAGCACGGCUAAAUCCUGACAUGAACAUGGACAAAACGCUGCUGCCGUCGGUGACGCUCAUCGUGGGCUGCGGGGUCUCCUCGCUCACCCUGCUGCUGCUCAUCAUCAUCUACGUGUCCGUCUGGAGGUACAUUCGUUCGGAGCGCUCUGUCAUCCUGAUAAACUUCUGCCUCUCCAUCAUCUCAUCCAACGCCCUCAUCCUAAUUGGACAGACACAGACACGCAACAAGGUGGUGUGUACUCUGGUGGCUGCCUUCCUCCAUUUCUUCUUUCUGUCCUCCUUCUGCUGGGUGCUGACGGAGGCGUGGCAGUCCUACAUGGCGGUGACCGGCCGCUUGAGGAACCGCAUCAUCCGCAAGCGCUUCCUUUGCCUGGGCUGGGGCCUCCCUGCUCUCAUUGUGGCCAUCUCUGUAGGCUUCACCAAGGCCAAAGGAUACGGCACCGUCAACUACUGUUGGCUUUCUCUGGAAGGUGGACUCCUCUACGCGUUUGUGGGGCCGGCAGCCGCUGUGGUUCUGGUUAACAUGGUUAUUGGGAUACUGGUUUUUAACAAACUGGUGUCUAAAGACGGCAUCACCGAUAUGAAACUGAAGGAGCGGGCAGGUCAGAUGACAGUGCCACUGUACAAUAUGACGCUCAAAUGUGCCAAAUGCGGAGUAAUCUCGUCGGCUGACGUGUCCACCACAGCUACCAGUAACGCCAUGGCGUCACUGUGGAGCUCCUGUGUGGUUCUGCCCCUCCUUGCGCUUACCUGGAUGUCUGCCGUGCUGGCCAUCACUGACCGCCGCUCCGCCCUCUUCCAGAUACUCUUCGCCGUGUUUGACUCUCUGGAGGGCUUUGUCAUUGUCAUGGUGCACUGCAUCCUUCGCAGAGAGGUUCAGGAAGCAGUCAAAUGCCGGGUGGUCGACCGACAGGAGGAUGGGAAUGGGGACUCGGGUGGUUCUUUCCAGAAUGGACAUGCUCAGCUCAUGACCGACUUUGAAAAAGAUGUCGACAUGGCGUGCCGAUCAGGUACCCUGAAGAGGUCAUCCUUGCAGGGCGAGGAGAAGGCGCCCGCUCAGCAGCUCACCCUCCAGAAGGGCUCCAACUUCAACACCCUACCCGCCAGCAUGACCAAGGUGCACCUGCAGAAUGUGGCCGACUACGCCAGCCACACCCUCACGCUGAAGCGGGACAAGAGCGGGGGAGCGAGUGGGGAGCUGCCCGGCGGGAAGUCCAUCUACAUCUGUGACGGGGAGCUCUUCAAGCAGCUGGACGCCGACCUGGCGGGACGGGGCCAGGCUGAGGCGGGCGCCCCCGACGGCAGCAGCUACGUGCUCCUGCCCAACAACACCUCAACCCUGAGGCCCAAGCCCAAAGAGGACACAGCCAAGUACAACAUCAGCAUCGAGCAGCUGCCCCAGACCCGCCUCAUCCACCUCAGCAACCCCUCCGGGGAUCCCAUCCCUGGCUUUGGCCUGAAGACCCUCCCGGCGGACCGGGUCAGCGUGUCCUGCUCGGAGAGGGACUCCCCUGUCCAGAACCUGCAGAACAUCUCCAGUGAGUCCCAGAUGACCAACAGCCUAUGCGAAGCUGGCGAUUCGGGGAAUUCCGGCGUGAUGUCCAAGAGCGAGACCGUCUCCACACUGUCCAUGAGCUCUUUAGAGAGACGAAAAUCCCGCUAUGCAGAAUUAGACUUUGAGAAGAUCAUGCACACACGGAAACGUCACCAAGACAUGUUCCAGGACUUAAACAGGAAGCUGCAGCACUCUGACAGAGAUUCUCCUCCCGUGGAUGGCAAGUCUGUUAAGAGAUGGAGUGUGUCCUCAGGGGGCAGUGACAAAACAAACCUCAGCGACAAACAACAGACCCCCAGCAAGCGGGCUUGGGAGGGCAUUCGGAAGACACACUCGCCCCCUUCCUGGGUACGGAAGGACCUGGAGCCCCUGCAGGCCUCACCACUGGAGCUAAAGACAGUGGAGUGGGAGAAGGCGGGUGCCACCAUCCCCUUGGUGGGGCAGGAGAUCAUCGACCUGCAGACGGAGGUGUGAACGAACACCUCUCCCCUCUGCACCAGCGAGAGCUUCCGCCAGUCUUCUCUUCAUUUCACUUUGGUUUGAAAGAAGGAUGAAACAGAGAGAAAAUGAGUGAGACAAUGAAGAGCAGAACACAGAGCCUAUGUCCUCGAACCCGAGAACAGCAAGAACAGGACAGGAAGUUGCUUUGUAUUUCCUCCACCUAUUUUGUUGAUGCCGGAAUCGCCAUUUCCUAACAAAAAAUGAUAACAGACAAACAAUAGCUUUUAAAAAAAAAAAAACAAAAAAAAAAACGCAAUGGAAACGAAUAUUUAAAAACCAAUGACUUUGCUAGAACUCUACACAAGGAGGCCUGGUUUUGUUCUGAUAUUCGUAUGGGGAGAGUUUACAGCACUCUUCCAUCUGGGUUUAAGAAGAGGAAGUUUUCUUGCUGCAGUGUUUGUCUUUGAACUUUCACGGACACUCCUGGCUGUCCGUCCUGAAAGACUCGCCGAAGGCUGCCCACAUAGGCCAAGUCUGCCAGCCACGCUAAUCAGAACCCGAAGCCUCUGUCAGCUCCCUCCAAAGCAACACGAGCGCUAGAACUCUGAGACUUCACAUUCAUCUUCCUUUUUGGUUUCUUUCCGUACAUGUGAUCAUUAUUUUUUUGUUUGGUUGUUUUAUGUACCAUUUUGAGCAAAAAUAGCUGAAAAGAGCCCUUUGGUCUCUGCUGAAUUAUACCAUUCUGCUACUUUUCAAACUCAGCUAAGCUGGUGAAAGCCCAUCUGGGCUGACUGUGGUCUGCAUUGGAACUCUGCCAUUACAGAUAACCGCAAAGCAAUUAGACUUCUGAAGCAAUCACGCAAAAUUGCUAUUGUAACUGUUUUUCAUGCAACAUGCAAAAUGUAGUAUUAUUAUUGUUUUUUUUCCCAUCACACUUACAUGUAACCAUGUCCUCUCCUCCACAUCCUCGCUGACACAUUGUCAGCUUGCUCUGGCGUCCAGAAAACGUUUGUGCUGAUUACAUGAAGUAAUCGAUGGAUAAUUCUGUCUAACCCCAGACACCCUAAGUGGUUAGGGAGACUGGGGGAUCACCAGGGUUGAACAGCAGUGGCUGGAUUUCCCUUCGGGGGGUUCGCCACAAAAGGAGACAGGGACGCGAGGCUCUGGUUUUUCCAGGGAACUCGGCCAUGCUCAGACCGCGAUGCAGUGCAUUGUGGGUGGCGUCACUCGUGGCGACUACAAGAGUGUGGCGCAGAAGACGGCGAGGGGGGCCCAAGGUGAAGGACUGUCCGCCCGCCCCCUCUUCGCCCCUCCCCCCUCCUCUGCAGGUGAGAUGGGAAGAGCAGACUGUUACACAGCGCC